Molecule: messenger RNA, 4329 nt
Organism: Plasmodium cynomolgi strain B
Lineage: Eukaryota; Apicomplexa; Aconoidasida; Haemosporida; Plasmodiidae
Exons: 2
Coding region: 1-4329 (1442 amino acids)
Molecular function (GO): protein binding
Source: RefSeq, a predicted model, not a curated record
AUGAAAACGUCAACGUCGAACAGCUUUGCGGACGCGAACGCGAACGCGAAUAUCAGUGAGAAUGGUAGCGGGAACAAGUGCAGUGCUUCUAAGAAUGCCUUCACAAAUGCGGCCUCCGUAAUAUGGAUCGAAAAGGAAAAAUUAGAUUCCAUUAUUCACAUCCCCCUGUAUUCAGAUCUGUCCAAGUACGUCUCCGAUUUGAGCAGACACCCGGUGAAGCAGAAGAAGAAGGAAGAGGAGGGAGGAGGAGGAGGAGGAGUGCUCUCUAAGAUUUUCCUACUCUUUGAUGACAACAGCUGCAACAUUGCAGUUGACAUAUCGGCUCUCUACGAAUCCGACAACAACAAAAUUCCGCUUCUCAUCUACGAGCGGUACUACUUCUGGAGCCUCCACUUUUUAUUUGAAAAAUCGAAAAUAAAAAGACAGAAAUUAAAUAUCUCCUCAGAUAUUAAUGGAACCUACGGAAUUAACAGAAUUAACGGACUUAACGGACUUAACAAAUAUGAUGACGAUGUGUACAUGUAUACAUCCAUUUACAACUGUGCAUAUAAUCGAAAUGACGAUGAGAAGAACGUCGGGGGUACCAGCUACUCUGAGCUGGGCACGGAUAACUACAAAGAAAUGAACAAAGAAUUGACCAUAUAUAAUAAGGACUACAUAAAGUACUUGUAUCUGAAUGAUCUUAAGAAAAAUGCCAUGAAGGAGAAAAGUUCAAAAGGAGGGGAUGUUGGAGCUGGUAGCGGAAAUGCUGGUGAAGCGUUUAAGGGGAAUGCCUCGAGCGGGGAUCCUCUUUUCGAAAAAGGCCUCUACUCUAAUAACGAAAUAAAAUGGUACCGCUUGAAGAUAAAAAUUGAGAGUGUGGAGAAAAAAAAGAAAAACAAAAAUAAUAACCAGAACCUGAUCAAAAGUAAGGGAGGCCCCAUCGCUAGCCACCCCUUCAGUUUCAACAGCCACAGCAGCUGUAACAACUACAGCCGCUGUAACAACUACAACAGCUACAACAGCUACAACAGCCACAACAACCACAACAGCUGCAACGUUAGUGGAAACAGAAAUGUCGACAUCCACCACAACAGCAACAGAGUCUUCUCCUGUGAGCAGAGGACCCUGAACGAUCCCAACAGUUUUAAAAAAGAAACGUGUGACCCCACCUUUGACGCAAAUCUCGUGCACACUAUUAGCCACCUCUCGCUUAUAGACAACGACGCCACGAGGAAAAACAUUAGCAAUUUAAUUAAGAUACAGAAGAGGUCCUUUUUUACGCUCAACCAAGAAAGUGACAAAAAUUUACUAGACAUGUCAAACGAGGAACUGUUGCUGCUGUCUUCAAAUAGAGGGAGCGAAUCCGUCUUAGAUUCCAAUAAGAAGGAGAGCCUAGCUAGCUCAGGCAAUCAAACUGGGAAAAGGCGUAAAAGGAGGAACUGGUUCUACUACAAAAGCAGCAGCAACGAAACGAACCGCGCCAUGGAUGACGAUGAUAGAAGCACGUCCAGGGGCAAUUCGGUCUCCGUGCCGGACCGUGGAGCUGCCUACGUGGAGAAUAAACGGAAAAAGAAAGAGGAAGCUCUGGGCUUUGAACUUGGGGGUGGCGGCAAGAAUGGGAAAGACAAGGGGGAUGACAAGGGGGACGACAAGGGGGACGACAAGGGGGAUGACAACGGGAACGACAAGGGGGAUGACAACGGGGACGACAAGGGGGACGGCCCCUGCGAAAGUUUCAGCAGCUACGACUUCGCAUGCACUCCAAACAGAAACCGCAGUAGAAACCCGAAGAAAGACCAUUCGCAGAAGGGAAGGAAGCCCCCCGAUGGUCACGCACACGAAGCUGCAGAGGAAGGCGUCGAGGAAGCGACCCAGGCAGAGGACAGCUUCACCAAUUCGCACAUACCAUCAGAGAGCAGGGCGUACGUGCGAACGGUCAAUGCAGGAGAGUCAGGCACAGAAUUCCACAGCUUCGACGUUGAGGAAGAGGUGGAUGGGAUGGAAACCGCUCCAAUAGUAGUGGUAGACCCCACAGAAAAAAAAAAACGAGAAAGAGAAGAAGAACAAAUAAAAACGAAUGCACUGUUCAUUGAGGACAAAAAGAACCCUAGUCUUGGACUCCUAACCAAGAACACGAAGGUGUACCAAGUAAAUGUUGACGAAUACAACUCUGAAUUUAAGAGUAUAAUAUCGGAGCCGUUUGAUCAAAAAGAGGAGAGAGAAAAAAUAAAAAGGAGUAGGGAUUACAACAGAGAAGCACAAACGAUGUACUUAAAUAAAAUUUUAAAAAAUAUUCUGAACAAAGAAAAGUCGCAUUUGAAUUCUCUGUCGAAAAAUUUUAAACGAAUUGAAGGAUUCUACAAACAGAAUUACAAAAUAUACAUUAUCGAAAGUAAGGAUGACCUAAAUGACAAGAAAAACUGUUUUAAGAGCGACAUGCAUGUAUACGACUUGUCCGCCCCUUCAAGUAACGACAUCAAUAACGAACUCAACAUAUUGGACCAGUUUAAAAUGUACCUGCGUAGAUGCAAGGGGGAAUAUCGCCCGAGGAAGUACCAAACGCACAUCACCACAGGUGGUAGGAAGCCAAUAGGUGAAGGAAAAAACGGAGUCGACCUUCAGACAAAUACCAGUUGCACAGAGAAGAAGGAACACUCCACUGAGAAUGACCCCGGUGACAACCACGCGGGGGGGAAAUUACCCAAAAGGGAAAGCGAACAAAGGGGUACUCUAAUGAAGAGCAGUUUAACAAAAAUGAUUCCAAAGGGGGGAGAAGCAGCGGAAGUAGCAGAAGCGGCGGAAGCAGCAGAAGAAGCAAAAGAAGCAGAAACAGCAGAAGCAGCAGAAGAAACCGCCAGGAGGUCAUCACAAAGGGAAGCCACAAAGACACACCUGACAAACCAGAACCCACCCGAAAACGGAGUCGUAUUUUAUGCUCACAAUAAGAAAAAUCCAAGUAGCGUAAAAGAGCUAAAGGAAGGAGACUCUCUCUACAUAAAAUUUAACAACUCAUACGAUGACUAUGACAAAAUUAGGGUAAUAAAAAAGGAAGACCUUCUUCAAAUACUUAUUUGCCUAAUGGGGAACCAAGAGUGUCUCAAGCUGUCACACAUAUCUACCUAUUCUCCUGACCUACUUUGGAACCUAUCCGUGCACUUCAAAAAUAACACGUACGACAUGGAGUUGAAUCUUGACAAAAUGUAUGCCCACGUUUGUAGACGCUAUGAGAUGACCUCGCUCGAUGGGAGAGCCAGCUUGGAUCUCCAGCUAGGGUUCGCGCCCCUGGUGAAGCGAGUGGGUGAUCGGCAGUUCGGUUCGCAGUACGAUUCGCAAUUCGAUUCGCAGUUCGAUUCGCACGUCAAUUCGCAGUUCGAUUCGCACGUCAAUUCGCACGUCAAUUCGCACGUCAAUUCGCACGUCAAUUCGCACGUCAAUUCGCACUUCAAUUCGCACUUCAAUUCGCAGCUGGGUGGCCGACCGGGUUGCUCCCCCGAACGGUCGUCGGAGUGCCCCUCCGAGGGCUCCUCCGAGACGGUGUCCGAAUCAGGAGAGAAGGCCACAAAAGGGGCACGAAAAUUCAAAAGCGCAAAGACAGUCAAGAGAGAAAAUCUCAAAGAAAUAGAAAUCAUGAAACUCAAGGACUACGUAUCCUUCCUGGAUAAAUUUCUGCAAAAUGUGAAUGAUGCCAAGUUAAAGAGACUUAAAAACAUACAAACAGAGUACUACAAAAAGUAUGAAUUUGAUCGAACCAUAAAUAAGCUCAAUAAGCAACAGCUCCUUGAAUUAUUUGUUGACAAAAAAAACGAAAUUAAUACAAUACCUCUCACUUUUUUAAAAGAAAAAAGUAGAAAUAUCAUAUAUGAGGAAAAUAUAAAAAUGAAUAUGUUCGCAUGUAUCAAAAUAAUAUUUGAUGAUGUGAAGGGGAGAUGUAUUUACGCAGCUAGCGAUUUUUACAAAUUUGAUUUUAUUUUUGAGUAUGUUGGUGAGUUACUCACUCAUAAUGAGGCAAUGGAACGUGAACGGAAAUAUAAUAGGAAUAAAAAGAAGGGGUGUUAUAUGUUUUACUUUAAACAUGAAAAUAAAAGGUACUGUAUUGAUGGCACGGAUGAAAAUAUCGAUGCGGCUAUCAAUAAUAAAGACAAAAAAUACUUCUUGAGAUCCUUCGCUAGACUUGUUAAUCACUCCAAGAAAAAUUCCAACCUCAUUCCAAAGGUACUCACUGUUGCCAAUCUCCCUCGGCUCUUCUUCGUCGCCGCCCGCAACAUCAAGGAGGGCGAGGAGCUCCUCAUCGACUACGGCGAGCGCGACCGCGAGAUCAUCAAGAAUAACGAGUGGUUGAAGUGCUGA